Molecule: messenger RNA, 4369 nt
Organism: Argiope bruennichi
Lineage: Eukaryota; Metazoa; Arthropoda; Arachnida; Araneae; Araneidae
Product: RCC1 and BTB domain-containing protein 1-like
Exons: 15
Coding region: 108-1724 (538 amino acids)
Molecular function (GO): protein binding
Source: RefSeq, a predicted model, not a curated record
UAAAGCUUAGAAUUGUUUACAAAAUAUUAUAACAAAGAGAGCGUAUAUUGUGUUUUUUUCUUAUUAUAGAUUGGUUCAUUGAACUAUCUACUGAUUAAGGUCUCCCAAUGCCAGCAUUCACAACGAAGAUGUCUAAUAUAGACAAAUGGCUGAUAUUUAGUAUUUUAGAACCAGAUUUUAUUUCUAGUAUCAAAAUAGCGUGCGUAUUCGGGAGUUCUGGAAAUGAAGCUUUGAUUGUAAAUAAAGAUGAUGAUGUGUAUGCUUUGGGAUCCAACUGUAGCGGUUGUUUAGGUCUUGGGGAUUCUCAUGGAAGUUUGGAACCUAGAAAAGUUGAAGCUUUAUGUAAGAAAGGUAUUGAAAGUUUUGCUUAUGGAAGUGGUCCUCAUGUUUUAGCUAUCACAUCAGAUGGGGAACUGUAUAGUUGGGGCCAUAAUGGCUAUUGCCAACUUGGUAAUGGUGGAACAAAUCAAGGUCUCAGUCCUGGCUUAAUAUCAUCAAAUGUAUUAGGAAGGAAAGUAAUUGAAGUUGCUUGUGGUAGUCAUCAUUCCAUAGCUUUAACAAGUGAUGGAGAAGUUUACUCAUGGGGGCAAAAUAACUGUGGCCAAGUUGGUCUGGGAACAACUACGAAUCAGCCUACUCCCCGAAAAGUUACUGCUGGCAUUGGUUCAAGAAAAUGUAUAUCCGUUGCAUGUGGUCAAACUUCUUCUAUGGCAGUGUUGGAUAAUGGAGAGGUUUAUGGAUGGGGUUAUAAUGGAAAUGGUCAACUUGGUAUUGGUGGAAAUGCUAAUCAAGCAAAUCCAUACCGUGUCUCCAAUCUUCAAGGUGUAGUGAUACAGAAGAUUGUUUGUGGUUACGCACAUACUAUGGCUCUAACUGAUGAAGGAGUUCUAUAUGCUUGGGGUGCUAACUCUUAUGGACAAUUGGGUACAGGGAACAAAACAAAUCAAGUCCUACCAGUUAGAAUAGCAACAGAGAUUGGAAGAGUUGUGGAAAUUGCUGCUUCUCACUACAAUCACAUAUCAGCUGCUCUAACACAGACAUCUAAAGUUUACAUGUGGGGCCAGUGUCGAGGCCAGGCUGUUACAUCUCCUGCAGAAACUCCAUUCCAUUCUUUACAUGAUGUUUUUGCUUGUUUUGCUUCCCCAGCAGUUACAUGGAAACCUAUGGAGUUAGAUGUGGUAUUAACUAACAAAGUUAGUGAUAGUGUGAGAUUGAGCUUUGAUGAUGAGGAAACCAGUGAUUUAAAGUUUAAUGUUGAUGGAAAAUUGAUCCAUGUGCAUAAAUCUAUACUAAAAAUUAGAUGUGAACAUUUUCGUUCUAUGUUUCAAGCACACUGGGGUGAAGAUGAAAAGGACACAAUAGAUAUUACUCAAUUUUCUUAUCCAGUGUAUCGGGCAUUUUUGAAAUUUUUGUAUACAGAUGAAGUCGAUCUUCCUCCUGAAGAUGCUAUAGGGUUACUUGACCUUGCAAAUUCCUAUUGCGAAGUACAGCUUAAGAAACAUUGUGAAUGCAUUAUCAAACAUGGUAUUACUGUAGAAAAUGUGGCAAUGCUAUAUGCUGCAGCAAUCAAAUAUUGUGCAAAGGAAUUGGAAGAUUUUUGUUUUGGCUUUGCUCUAAAUCAUUUGACUGCUGUUGCCCAAACUGAAGCAUUUAAUAAAUUGGAUGAACCUACAAUUAAGAAUUUUAUUGUUAAAGCUGCAAGGCAUGGGGCAUUUAAGUACUGACAACGAUUUUGAACUAGGCUUUUGCAACAUAUUUGUGAAGAAAAAGAUUGAGAAAAAUUUAUUUAUUUUUUACUGGUUUUAUAUUAGUUAUUUUUCAUGUAUAAUAUUAAUCUGAAACUUGUUGUUAUUGUUUAUUUUAAACCUUUGUAAUUGUGAAAAGGUGAAUUUGAAAUGUAUUUAUUAAAUUUUAAAUGUUCAAACUCCAAUUCUAAAUCCAAAUUCACAAACUUGGGUAUCAUGCACAAAAUUUUAAUAUUUGUAGAAAAAAUAAACAAAGGGCCAUUUCAUGUUAUGUACAAUUUUUAUGAAAUGAAGUAUUGCAUUUUUCAAUUCCAGCAUUGAUUUUUAUUAUCAGGAAAGACAUUUAAGAUUUAUAAAUCAUAACUUUUGUAGUUGCAAAUAUUAUAUAGGCAGCUAUGUAAUUUUCAGAAAUUCUCUUGAAAUUUUAAAUUUUAUAUUGUUAGACAUUAUCAGUAAAAUUAUAAUAAUUAACUAGACUUUGUAAUCAAUAAAUUUUUCUGUAAUCUGAAUUGGCAAUGUGCUUAACAAAGCCUAGUUCGAAUAAAGGUGCUAAUAUAUCGAAAAUAAUUGAAUAUUGUGAAAAUUAAAAAGAAAUAAUUUAUUUUCUUUUUGAGAAUAAAUGCUAUUCUCUUGUGAAAAGAGCAUUCAUCAAAAGCUACCAUGCUAAGUUUUGUAAGUCUAGUCGUAACAUGUGUCUGUAUUGUAACAUAAUUGUGAUUUUUAAUGGCAGAGUAGCAGGACUACUUCUGUUACUAAUGUAGUGAACAUUUAUUCUUAAGAAUGACAUUUUUUUUUAUAUAUAUGUGAGAGGUAGCAGUUAACUGUUCAUUUAUGAAUUUACUGCUGGUAUUGCACCUGAUUAUACAUUUAUGGAACAAAAGAAAUCAUUGAAUUGUAGUAUUUAUUAAUAAUUUAUUAAAUGUAUAAUUAAAGGCUUUUAAUCUUUUAUGUGUAUUUUGUAUUUAAAUCUAUUAAAUAAAUGCUCUUUUUCAUUUUUAUAUACAAAAUCAUUAUUAAGAAGUGACCUCAUUGCGAUUUUACAAAGGUUUUGUAUUGUUACCUUAUUAUUUAAUGUCUUUUUUUAUUUUUUGUUUUGAGAUACUUAAGACAGAAUAAGAUAUAAGACAGAAUUUGACUGUAGUAGGUAUUUAUUGUAAAGUUAUACUUUUAGUCCCAGUGUUAUAAUACAAAGUAUUUUUAAUGUUCUAAAAAUAUUUUGUGUAUUUUCAAAAAAAAAAAAAAAGUUUCCUGCUAUUCUGUACAUUUUAUAUCGAUUUAUUAAACUUUAUGUGCUCAUGGAGCUUGUGUAUAGUAUGAUGUAUAAAUAAUAAAAAGAGGGAUUACAACAAAGUUAUUCUAUACAAAUAAUAAUCUUAUUCUUAGAAAAAGAUUUUGGUUGCUGCUGACUGUAGCGUUUAUAACAGCUAAUUGAGUAAUGAAAACAGAGUUGAAAUCUCUGCUGGAUGGAAGAUUUCCAAUAUUUAUUUAACCCACCACCCACCCGUCUCCUAUUUUUCUGGCUGUAUCCUAUAAAUACAGUGAAACCUCACUUAACAAACAUAAUUCAUUCCCCAAUCUUAUUCCUGAUGUGGAACAUUCAUUAAGUGAAACUUUUUUCCAUUGGAAUCUAUGUAAAAUAGGACACUGCAUUCCAUUCUGAAAAAAAAUUCUAAAAUGUUUUUUAUUAUUUAUAAUUCAUAAUGUAAUUUAUGAAUUAAAAUUAAUUUUUUUACAAUAAAAUUUUCUAAAGACAUUUGUCUUUGGUUAUUAUGCUUCAUAAUCUGUGAAAAAGUAUUAUUGUUGAAUGAAUGUGCAUUGUGCAUAGCUACUACCUCAUUAGGGUAAUGCUUCUCAACACUGAAUGCAAUAAUUUCCCAUUUUUCAGUAUCUUCCUUAUUUCAUUGGAAAGCUCUGUUCUAUUUAAUCUACUAUUCCUGUCUAAAUCUCUAAUGCAGCGUUUUGUUGUGACACAGAAUGCAAUUAUAUAAAUUCUACUGUAAUUCUGGUUUCAUUUUCUCCCAGCUCAUCGGUAUUAUUGUUAUCUAGUUCUUGCACCAUAAUCUUGGCUAGAGACACAAUAUCAUCAGUUGAAACUUCUCAGACACUUACUCAAACUCCUCGAAGUCAUGUUCGACAACUGUAUUUGGCCAAGCCUUCAUCCAAAUUUGUAAAUAUAAGAGUGAUCUUUUAACAAAUCAAAUGAUAAACACAAACUGAUGCAGGCCAAAUCAGCAUGUGACCUGGAAAUAUUUUUAUGCCACUAAUUCUGUAAAGUAUCACUCCAAAACUUUUUUACAUUUUAUUUUUCUCAUUAUGUGAGUUUUCGUUAUUAGAGGUGCUCCUCAUGUAAAGUUUGACUGUAUUUAUUAUCUUUUUUAAAGUUUUACUUCUUUAUAAUGUUACAUAAAGUUUUAAAAUUAAAUUAACAAUUAAAUUUUUCCUUAAAAUUUCACUGUUUCUGAAUUUUUAAUAUUUUGAUAAGACAUAAAAUUAUCAUCUUUAAGUAAAAAGCUGUUUAGAUCAAAGGUUAUUAUUUCAUUUGAAAUCAUAUUUUGAUAAAAUUUUAAGAAAUACCUGUAUAAAUUUUUAAAGUUAAUCAUUUUUUAAUUAUUUUCUUUCAAUUU